This is a messenger RNA of Procambarus clarkii (red swamp crayfish), 2541 nucleotides long. RefSeq names its product mucin-5AC-like. The record is from RefSeq and is a predicted model, not a curated record. Lineage: Eukaryota; Metazoa; Arthropoda; Malacostraca; Decapoda; Cambaridae.
ACCAUCCACGAGGCCAACAGACCAUCCACGAGGCCAACAGACCAUCCACCAAGCCAGCAGACCAUCCACGACACCAACAGACCAUCCACGAGAUCAACAGACCAUGCACGAGAUCAACAGACCAUCCACGAGAUCAACAGACCAUCCACGAGGCCAACAGACCAUCCACGAGGCCAACAGACCAUCCACGAGGCCAACAGACCAUCCACGAGGCCAACAGACCAUCCACGAGGCCAACAGACCAUCCACGAGGCCAACAGACAAUCCACGAGAUCAACAGGCCAUCCACGAGGCCAGCAGACCAUCCACGAGGCCAACAGACCAUCCACGAGGUCAACAGACCAUCCACGAGGCCAACAGACCAUCCACGAGGCCAACAGACCAUCCACCAAGCCAGCAGACCAUCCACGAGGCCAACAGACCAUCCACGAGGCCAACAGACCAUCCACGAGGUCAACAGACCAUCCACGAGGUCAACAGACCAUCCACGAGGCCAACAGACCAUCCACGAGGCCAACAGACCAUCCACUAAGCCAGCAGACCAUCCACGAGGCCAACAGACCAUCCACGAGGUCAACAGACCAUCCACGAGGCCAACAGACCAUCCACGAGGCCAACAGACCAUCCACCAAGCCAGCAGACCAUCCACGAGGCCAACAGACCAUCCACGAGGCCAGCAGACCAUCCACGAGGCCAACAGACCAUCCACCAAGCCAGCAGACCAUCCACGAGGCCAACAGACCAUCCACGAGGCCAACAGACCAUCCACGAGGUCAAAAGACCAUCCACGAGGCCAGCAGACCAUCCACGAGGCCAGCAGACCAUCCACGAGGCCAACAGACCAUCCACGAGGUCAACAGACCAUCCACGAGGCCAGCAGACCAUCCACGAGGUCAACAGACCAUCCACGAGGUCAACAGACCAUCCACGAGGUCAACAGACCAUCCACGAGGUCAACAGACCAUCCACCAAGCCAGCAGACCAUCCACGAGGCCAACAGACCAUCCACGAGGCCAGCAGACCAUCCACGAGGUCAACAGACCAUCCACGAGGUCAACAGACCAUCCACGAGGCCAACAGACCAUCCACGAGGCCAACAGACCAUCCACUAAGCCAGCAGACCAUCCACGAGGCCAACAGACCAUCCACGAGGUCAACAGACCAUCCACGAGGCCAACAGACCAUCCACGAGGCCAACAGACCAUCCACCAAGCCAGCAGACCAUCCACGAGGCCAACAGACCAUCCACGAGGCCAGCAGACCAUCCACGAGGCCAACAGACCAUCCACCAAGCCAGCAGACCAUCCACGAGGCCAACAGACCAUCCACGAGGCCAACAGACCAUCCACGAGGUCAACAGACCAUCCACGAGGCCAGCAGACCAUCCACGAGGCCAGCAGACCAUCCACGAGGCCAACAGACCAUCCACGAGGUCAACAGACCAUCCACGAGGCCAGCAGACCAUCCACGAGGUCAACAGACCAUCCACGAGGUCAACAGACCAUCCACGAGGUCAACAGACCAUCCACGAGGUCAACAGACCAUCCACCAAGCCAGCAGACCAUCCACGAGGCCAACAGACCAUCCACGAGGCCAGCAGAACAUCCACGAGGUCAACAGACCAUCCACGAGGUCAACAGACCAUCCACGAGGUCAACAGACCAUCCACGAGGUCAACAGACCAUCCACGAGGCCAACAGACCAUCCACUAGGUCAACAGACCAUCCACGAGGCCAACAGACCAUCCACGAGGUCAACAGACCAUCCACGAUACCAACAGACCAUCCACGAGGUCAACAGACCAUCCACGAGGUCAACAGACCAUCCACGAGGCCAGCAGACCAUCCACGAGGCCAACAGACCAUCCACCAAGCCAGCAGACCAUCCACGAGGUCAACAGACCAUCCACGAGGCCAACAGACCAUCCACGAGGCCAGCAGACCAUCCACGAGGCCAACAGACCAUCCACCAAGCCAGCAGACCAUCCACGAUACCAACAGACCAUCCACGAGGCCAACAGACCAUCCACGAGGCCAGCAGACCAUCCACCAAGCCAGCAGACCAUCCACGAUACCAACAGACCAUCCACGAGGCCAACAGACCAUCCACGAGGCCAGCAGACCAUCCACCAAGCCAGCAGACCAUCCACGAUACCAACAGACCAUCCACGAGGCCAACAGACCAUCCACGAGGCCAGCAGACCAUCCACCAAGCCAGCAGACCAUCCACGAUACCAACAGACCAUCCACGAGGCCAACAGACCAUCCACGAGGCCAGCAGACCAUCCACCAAGCCAGCAGACCAUCCACGAUACCAACAGACCAUCCACGAGGCCAGCAGACCAUCCACGAGGCCAGCAGACCAUCCACCAAGCCAGGAGACCAUCCACGAUACCAACAGACCAUCCACGAGGCCAACAGACCAUCCACGAGGCCAGCAGACCAUCCACCAAGCCAGCAGACAGCGGCGGCCGGCCUGGCCUCACCAAACAAGACAGAAACAAGGAACCAAACACGCGGCGCGGGCUUCUCACAUUUGUAA